AUGAGUGUUACACCGGGUCUUGGUGCUUUUAAUAAAGAUAAGGUAGCCAAUAAAUUUGGCAUUCAAUUAAAAAAUAAAGAUUCAAAUAAACAAUCUCAACAACUAUUAACUUCAUCAAGUGAGAAAAAAACGGUUAACACAGAAACAUCUACUAUAACAGAAAGCAAAACAGUCAGUGAUUUUCGUACAAAAAAUGAAUCAAAUGGAUUAAAGACAAAGAAAAAUAUUCGUCGGCAAUGUCCUUCAUCGAAAACACCAGAACCAGUAAGAAAAUCUCUUGAAAAUUCAAUAAAAAGUAAGUCCAGUCUUGAACUUGUGUCUACGUCAACGAAUCAUGAACGACGUAAUUCGUUGAAUACAAACGUCAACCAUUCCAAAUCUUCAAUUCUUGUGGAAUCAAAUGAAUCAAUUAAUUGUAUUUCUCCAUGUUUAUCGUCAUCAUCAUCGAAUAUUUUAUUAUCACCAAAACCAUCUACUACAAUGAAACGGUCUAGUUUAACAUUAAUUGAUCGAGAUAUACUAUUAGAACCAUCUUUAACUGAACGAAUUAGUACAACAACAACAACAAAAAAACGAAUUGUUUCACCAGAAGCUUCUGCUAACCAAUUGAAUAUUUCAAAAAGUAUGACUAAAACUGAAGCAGAAAUUGAACAUCAAAAAGAUCAACCAUUAUAUAAAAGACAAUUAUCAAAAACAUUAGAUAGUCCUACAUCAAUGGCAAAUAAAAAUAAACAUCAAAAUGAACAUACUACAAUAUCAUCAAAUACAAUGUUAAAACGGUAA
Molecule: messenger RNA, 783 nt
Organism: Rotaria socialis
Lineage: Eukaryota; Metazoa; Rotifera; Eurotatoria; Philodinida; Philodinidae
Source: the annotation of a GenBank genome assembly